Molecule: messenger RNA, 1690 nt
Organism: Abrus precatorius (Indian licorice)
Lineage: Eukaryota; Viridiplantae; Streptophyta; Magnoliopsida; Fabales; Fabaceae
Product: transcription factor MYB61-like
Exons: 3
Coding region: 142-1470 (442 amino acids)
Biological process (GO): regulation of stomatal movement
Source: RefSeq, a predicted model, not a curated record
UUUGCUUGUCUAAAGCAUAAUCCUGUUUAACUAAGUGCCUCUUUAACACUUUUCCUCACCCCACCAAACCUCCCUUUCUCUUCCUUGGACACGAGUUUCCAAAGCAUUGGUGGUGGGAUUGAAGACUUGACGUACGUACACAUGGGAAGGCACUCUUGUUGCUACAAGCAGAAGCUAAGGAAAGGCCUCUGGUCUCCAGAGGAAGAUGAAAAGCUUUUGAACUACAUCACCAAGCAUGGUCAUGGAUGUUGGAGCUCAGUCCCCAAACUCGCUGGUUUGCAGAGGUGUGGGAAGAGCUGCAGGUUGAGGUGGAUAAAUUACCUUAGGCCUGAUUUGAAAAGAGGGGCAUUCUCGCAGCAAGAAGAGAAUAUGAUCAUUGAACUACAUGCAGUCCUUGGAAACAGGUGGUCGCAGAUUGCAGCACAGUUACCGGGAAGAACUGACAAUGAGAUUAAGAAUCUAUGGAAUUCCUGCCUCAAGAAGAAGCUGAGGCAAAGAGGCAUUGACCCAAACACCCACAAACCACUCUCUGAGGUUGAGAGUGACAAGGACAAGCCACCCACAACCGACAAAAGCAAUCACAAAGCUUCAGUGGGAUCCAAUGAAGUCAGUUUGGUUGAUCACCAACCAAAACCCAUCCCAACUUCCAUGCCUGCAGAUAGAUAUCCUCUGGAAGUUUCCACUGGCUCCAAGAUCAACAACAGCAACAACAGUAGCAGCAGCAAUUUAACCUGCAGCACCCCACCCACCCAAGAACUGUUCCUAGAUAGGUUCCAUGACAGUUCCAUCACCACCAGUUGCAGACCUUCUGAUAUGGUAGGAUCAUAUUUCUCCUUCCAACAGUUAAACUAUGGAACAAACAUUGGCCUCUCUGCAAACUCCAACACCUCUCUUUGCUUCAUUCCAUCCUCCACCUCUUCCUCCCAGGUGAUGUCAGACCUUAACUCUACCAUAACCUCCACCAUGCUCCAUUCAAUUUUCCCAACUCCAACACACAUAAAACCCACUGUUACUCUCCAUUCUAAUAACAACAACAACCCUUCUAUAUCCUCUGGAGACAUUGAUGGGGUUCACAACUGGGAAACAAGUAACAGCACAAACAAAAACAAUGGUAGCAGUUGCAAUACUCAGUUAGAAAGCAGCACAAACUUCAUUGACAACAGCACUCUAACAUGGGGGGUGACAGAGUCUAUGAAGGUUAACAAAGACGUUCAAAUGCCUCUACACGCAGAACAAGAAGAAAUGAAAUGGUCUGAAUAUCUUAACACCCCGUAUAUUCUGGGAAACACAGUGCAGAACCAAACCUCUCAAUCUAUCUACAGUGAGGUUAAACCAGAAGCAGGAUUCGUAACAGAUGAGUCAUGUACUAGUUGGCACCAUAGCCAACAGCACCCACCAGCUUUUCAACUUUCAGAUAUAUAUACCAAGGAUCUGCCGAGAUUUUCAGUGACUUUUGGACAAACCCUGUAGCCUGUACGUAAUAUGUGGAAACUUCAAUUCAAAGAAAGAGACAAAGAUGCAGACUUUUCAAUAUGAACUAGGUCAGAAUUUUCUCUUGUGAGUUCUGACCACAGGUGUGUGUGCUGUAAAAAACUUUCUUUCCAUAUUGUAUAUGUGUCUGAUACCCAAAAAAGAAAAGAAAAAAAAUCACCAGGAUUAUGUUACAGUAUAAUAUUUGUGAUGAUUGAUU